ACAUGACAGACGAAUCCAGGAAGUAUUUUGGUUACACAAGGCGGAAGCGUACAAUCUACUGAACCUGAAAGUGUUUUGGCAGAAAAGAAGAAAACACUGCGAAAGAGGACCGACACUGCUAUAACUCACAGUUCACGGGGCGGAGUGGUGAUUGUUUUUCGUUACUGGUUAAACUGGGUCAAUCCACCUUCCUACACCCGGCUCUUCCUACCAGAAGAUUGAUCCCUGACCUCGCUCACCAUCAGUGCCUGUGUGUUCAGGGUUGGCUCCUGUCCUUACACCCCGUUAGGUAGCCUUUAGUUUCAGCCCAACUCAGACCAUCUCCUUCCAUAACAGUCUCUGUAUCUGUCAAUGGCUGGGCGCGGUGGAGGAUCAACCAGGCCUAAUGGUGCCGCAGCAGCAAACAAAAUCUGCCAGUUCAAACUGGUGCUGCUGGGGGAGUCGGCAGUGGGUAAGUCCAGCUUAGUGCUGCGAUUUGUCAAAGGCCAGUUCCAUGAAUUCCAGGAGAGCACCAUUGGAGCUGCCUUCCUCACUCAGACCGUCUGUCUGGACGACACAACUGUGAAGUUUGAGAUCUGGGACACAGCAGGUCAAGAGCGCUACCACAGCUUGGCUCCAAUGUACUACAGAGGAGCGCAGGCAGCCAUUGUGGUCUACGACAUCACCAACACAGAUACAUUUGUACGGGCAAAAAACUGGGUGAAGGAGCUGCAGAGACAAGCCAGUCCCAACAUAGUGAUCGCUCUGGCAGGCAACAAGGCAGACAUCGCAAACAAGAGAGCCGUGGAGCUUCAGGAGGCGCAAGUGUAUGCUGAUGACAACAGUCUACUCUUCAUGGAGACCUCAGCUAAGACUGCCAUGAAUGUCAACGAAAUUUUCAUGGCUAUUGCAAAGAAGCUACCGAAGAACGACGCUCAGGGUGGAGCAGGACAAGGUGGACGGACCCGGACAGGAGUGGAUCUACAAGAAGCCGCCCCUCAGGGCCGCAGCGGCCAGUGCUGCGGCGGCAAUUAGCAAGUACAAUACAAUGAACUUAGUCAGCGAGCCCUGAACAUUGGUUUAAGGACAGCACGUAGCUAAAACCCAGAGAGGCAGGAGAGAGCAGAGCCACUCGCCACUCCUGCACUUAAACUGAGAUUACAGAUGAGAUUAUCUGGAUCCUCUUUGAUUAAAGGAACAUAAAAAAAAAAUUUAAAAAAAAGAAUCAUAAGCUAGAGGGAAUUACCAAGAUCCCUCACUACUUCUCUUUGGUCUUUGCCCCGUGUAUUUGUCUACCUCCCUGUUCCACUUCAUCCUCUGUCUCAGUUGAUUGAAUUCAGUCUUAGAUUAUAUUUUUUGAGGGGUGAUAUUGAGGUUGUUUGCCAUUUUCUCUAACUGUUUGAGUGUGUUUUAAUGUUCUGCAUGUGUAUCUGUGUAUAUAAUAUAUACACAGAUACACAUACAUAUACAAUACAUAUAGACAGUUGUUUACUUUUCUACUUCUGUCAUUUCCCUCUGCAUUCAUCAUCAUUAUGAAAGAUACAACCCAACUGUCAUUAAUGCUGAGAUUGCAAGAGGCAGAGUGAUGAAUCUUUCUGUCUUAUUGCAAUGUAGAUCACAGCAUUUCAUUCUUCUCUUUAGGGACCUGGACAUGACACAGUUAUAAGGAAAGCUCAAGGCUUUAUUUAAUGAAGCAGGUCAUGAUUUAAUAGGCUGCAACAUCUGAAGAUGUUUCUAAACUUUGCAACAAAUGCAGUUUGCAUUCAUUGUAUGUUGAUACCUGUAACACCAGAGAGUUGUUAGCCUUAUUUUUAAAUGAAAAUGUGAGAAUAACUUGUAAAUCUAAAAAAGUAAUAAAUAACAUGAAAGAUUCUGA
Messenger RNA from Lates calcarifer (barramundi perch), 1855 nucleotides. Its product is annotated as ras-related protein Rab-5C. The transcript is spliced from 6 exons. Lineage: Eukaryota; Metazoa; Chordata; Actinopteri; Centropomidae. Gene Ontology annotation, molecular function: GTP binding; GTPase activity. The coding region runs from base 352 to 1014 and encodes 220 amino acids. The record is from RefSeq and is a predicted model, not a curated record.